AAAAUGGCUGAAGAGUUUCUCCGCGAUCAUCCAGGCUGAGGCCGUUCGUUCUCUCCGACGUCCAGCUCACUGACACCGAAAUCGGCAGUGGGGCUUACGGCAAAGUGGAGGAGGUGGUCGUUUCUGUGGGCGCCGCCGCCAAAACAAUCUACGCCUUCUUGCGAGAGGGGGAUGCCACGACCGCCGAACUGCCUAAGGCCGCGACCCAGUUCGUGAGGGAAUGCCAACUUAUGAGCACCCUCCGUCACCCGAACAUCGUUCAGUUUCUGGGCGUCGCUUUCUUUCCCGGCUCGCGACUGCCUGCCCUCGUCAUGGAGCGACUGCUGACGAGUCUUCACGAUUUGCUGGCUCCGGACACGCCCCCUCCGUCCGGCGCCGUCACACCGCUAUCUUUCUUCUCCAUGGCUCUCAAGUGCUCCGUACUGCACAACGUAGCGUGUGGCCUAGCAUACCUCCACGAGCGAUCAUCGCCCGUCAUCCACCGCGACUUGUCGGCCAGAAAAACGUUCUCCUGGACUCGCAGAUGGUGGCCAAGAUAGCCGACCUGGGCGUGGCUCGUAUCGUUCCUCGUGUGAGAGCUGCAGCCACCAUGACAACGGGACCUGGGGCUCCAGUCUACAUGCCUCCAGAGGCAACUGCUCCUGCUGCUUCCAACAUUGAAAUGUCGAAAUACGAUACCAGUGUUGAUAUUUUUUCUGUUGGAGUUGUUGCCAUUUUCACAAUCGGUGAAAUCUUUCCCUGUGAUCCUCUUGCUCCAACUUUUGCAGAUGAGAAAAGUGGGGAGGUCGUAGCUCGCACUGAACUACAGCGACGCAGCCAUUACAUGCGAAACGUAAACAAGGAACUCCGUGCCUGUGACCAGCUCCGUGGGGACCACCCUCUCAUUCGGCUGAUCCAGCAAUGCCUGCAAAAUUUCCCAUCCAAGAGGCCAGGUAUUCGCGAGGUGCUGCAUCUGCUGGAGGAGGCCAGAGCUGGUUUUAGGGAUGAAGGGAGUGAGAGGAACAAACGUGAACUGGUACGAGCUCUUCAGACCCAGCCCAGGAACCAGAAUUUGGAGCGUGUUCUCCGAGACCUGGUGACAGAGAGAUGCUCAUCUCCAGUCCCGUGUGCAGGCUAAAGACACGGAGUUAGUUACAGCACAGCAGCAAUUGAGACGUAAUGAAGAACAUUUGCAAGCAACUGAGAGGGAGAUGCAGACACUCCGACAAGAGCUCACAGACAGGGACAGGGAGAUUGCUGGGAAGGAUGAGGAAAGUGAGAGAGACAAGCAGACACUCAGACAAGAGCUGACGAGAAAGGAGGCAGAGGUGACGAGGGCAGAGGAGACUAUCAGGAGAGAGCAGCAGCAGAUUCAGGAGAUGAGACAGAGAGAGACUGAGUUAGUGCAGGCCAAGGACAGGGAGAUAGCUCUGCAGCAGCAACUGGGGGAAAAGGAGCAGCAGAUUCAGGAGAUGAGACAGAGAGAGACUGAGUUAGUGCAGGCCACAGACAGGGAGAUAGCUCUGCUCCAGGGGGAAAAGUCCCAGCAGUCAGCAUCCUACACAUGUCAGGUCAGUGGACCUGGUCUAACAUCAGCCACAGUCAACCAACCAACACACGUCCUAGUCCAACUAACUGACUCUAGUGGUAGACCACACUCACCUCCACUGAAUGUUACCGCACAACUUGAGCUCGUUUCAAAAGCCACAAGAACUACAACAAUUUGGCCUUGGUCUAAGAAACAAGAAACUCUACCCAAUGAAUCGCAUGUAUCGGUUGCCAUGACGUCUCCCUCCCAAUACGAGGUGUCGUACACACCAGUCAGUCGAGGCCAACACAAACUCCAUGUUCAAGUCAACGACAGAGAAAUCAAUAGCAGCCCCUUCGCUGUGACCAUGUACCCUGACCCCAGACAACUAGGCCACCCAGUGAGGACUGUGACUGGAUUGAACCUUCCAUAUGGCAUUGUCUUCAACAGUCAUCAGGAGAUGAUUGUCAGUGAAUAUUUGGGUCAUAGAGUGUCUAUCUUUGACAUCAGAGGACAGAAAAUUCGAACAUUUGGAUCACAUGGUGGCAAUCCAGAUAAGAUGAAACUCCCUGCAGGCAUAGCAACUGAUGAUACUGACAAUAUUUAUGUGAGCAGUUGGCACAAGCUGCAGAAGUUCACUAGCAGUGGUGAACUGAUCAAAUGUAUUGGUCAGUUGGGCAGUGAGGAGGGGGAGUUUGAUGUUCCACGUGGAGUAACACUGUAUGACAAUCAAGUGUAUGUGUGUGAUCGUGAUAACCAUCGCAUUCAGGUGUUUGACCUCGACUUGAACUUUGUCCGAUCCAUUGGCUCACGUGGCAAAGGAAGAGGUGAUUUCGAUGCACCACUUGAUGUCACAUUUGAUACUGCCGGGAACAUGUAUAUAGCUGAGUUUAGUAACGGGAGAGUGCAAGUAAUGGACACCAGUGGCCAAUUCAUACGAGUAUUUGGUCAGGAAGGAGAGGGAAAACUGCAUGGGCCAUCAGGUCUUCAUAUUGCUGACAAUUAUGUGUAUGUGUCUGAUUACAGUGGUCAUUGUAUUGUAGUGUAUGAGACCUCAGGUCAGUUUGUCACCUCAUUUGGAAGGCGUGGUCAGGAAGAGGGAGAGUUUCCAUUCUGUAUCACCUCUUGUGCUGGUGGUUUUAUACAUGUUUGU
Messenger RNA from Geodia barretti, 2660 nucleotides. NCBI's taxonomy places the organism in Eukaryota, Metazoa, Porifera, Demospongiae, Tetractinellida, Geodiidae. The record is from the annotation of a GenBank genome assembly.